GUACGCUAGAAGACUAGAUUCCCUUUUGUCUUAUACCGUUGGAAGAAUAACAGCAAUUCAUUUUUAUAAUGAAAAAGAUCUUUUUUAAUCUUGUUUUGGCGAUCGCUGUGAUAGUAUUUCUACUAAACAUUUUAUGGCGUACUGUUUAUUCAAGCACAAGCCUUGACAAUGAUCAAAAAUGGUCAUACCUAACCAAAAACGCGCCAAUUCUGGAAAUGUUGCAAGCCAUCGCCUCCUCUUCUUUGAUAAAUGGGAUUUCAAAAACGUUUGAAUCAAGAUGGUUGACCAAGGCUGAGACCUGCCAAGGAUUGCCAGAGGACACCAUGGACAGCAUCUUUCAUCUCAAGAACAUUCAGUGUAGCAAACUUUUCUCAGCCGACAAAGCAUUCAUGAAUCACACCCUAAACCAAAUCAAACAAACAAGCUGGACAAUGCUAUCUAACGAAUACUACAUUAAUCUCACCACUGACUGCCCGAGAUUCAAACAGUCCCGAGGAUACGUCACUUGCAAGUUGACUCAAGAAGAGGAGGACUUCCCAAUCGCGUACUCACUCAUAAUCUACAAAGAUAUUGAGAUGGUGGAGAGGCUUCUCAGAGCCAUUUACAGGCCUCAGAACUACUACUGCAUUCACGUGGAUAAGAAAUCUGACCAAAAUUUCUUCAUUGCUGUGUCGGCCAUAGCCAAAUGCUUUGAGAAUGUUUUUAUCGCCCCUGAGCGUCUUGCAGUUCAUUGGGGAACGUACACUGUACUGGAGCCGGAACUUGUCUGUAUGCAGCAACUCUGGAGGUUUCGAAAAUGGAAGUAUUUCAUUAAUUUGACAGGUCAGGAAUUUCCACUCAGGACAAACUGGGAAUUGGUUCAAAUCUUAAAGUCAUAUAGAGGAGCUAAUGAUUUGGAAGGAACAAUAAAACGAUUAAUUCGCAGCCGAUUGCCUACAGAUCCACCACAUAACAUAACAGCCAUUAAAGGGUCAGUUCACAUUGCAGUCAACAGAGAUUUUGUAGAUUACAUACUACACCAUCGGACGGCUAAAGAUCUGCUGGACUGGGUCAAAAACACAAGCAUUCCAGACGAGACAUUCUUCACCACUUUAAAUCACAAUCCACAGUUGGGAAUUCGAGGAACAUAUAAAGGUGUUCCAGAGACGGACAACGAUGACUCCAUGAUCAAACCAUUUUUAACCAGAUUCAAAAAUUGGGGAGAAAAACUCUGCGCUGGUCAUUGGGUUAGAGGCAUUUGUAUUCUAUCAACAGGAGACCUGCCGCUACUUGGACGCGCUAAACACAUGUUCGCCAACAAGUUUUUCCUGUGGGAGGACCCAAUCGCUAUCGGCUGCUUGGAGGAAAUGAUCUACAACAACACCAGAGAUGAGCUGAGCGGGGUCAAGGUUUUCAACUCAACUUUCUACAGUCAGCUGGGGUUUGUACUCAACCAGGUCACGUAG
Molecule: messenger RNA, 1445 nt
Organism: Biomphalaria glabrata
Lineage: Eukaryota; Metazoa; Mollusca; Gastropoda; Planorbidae
Product: beta-1,3-galactosyl-O-glycosyl-glycoprotein beta-1,6-N-acetylglucosaminyltransferase-like
Exons: 5
Coding region: 69-1445 (458 amino acids)
Cellular component (GO): membrane
Molecular function (GO): acetylglucosaminyltransferase activity
Source: RefSeq, a predicted model, not a curated record